Messenger RNA from Bubalus bubalis (water buffalo), 1707 nucleotides. RefSeq names its product protein ZNF738-like. NCBI's taxonomy places the organism in Eukaryota, Metazoa, Chordata, Mammalia, Artiodactyla, Bovidae. Gene Ontology annotation, biological process: regulation of DNA-templated transcription. The coding region runs from base 420 to 1703 and encodes 427 amino acids. The transcript is spliced from 6 exons. The record is from RefSeq and is a predicted model, not a curated record.
CCACAGCUGAGAGCAAAGCCUUUUCAAAACCCAAGGCCCCCAGGUGAUUCCCACUAAGCAGUCAUUCCCCCCACCUCCCCUCCCCUCCUUCAAGGGCACAGCUCAGGCCACACCCAUCAUAGAAAGAGCCUCUCCCCAGGGAAUCAGGCUGACAUUCUUUGUUUCUAGAAGUUCCCGCCCUAAAUCCUCCCUUUCUGAGGUUUCAGGCUGCAGCUCCGGGCUCCUAAAUGCAGGUCUUCCUCCUACGUUAUUUCAGAAACCCUCAGACCCUGGGUCUGGUAGCCCAGUUGGCGGGUCCAUUAAUGUCUCUCGUGAAUUGUUCUGCGGCCUGCUCUCUGUAACGCAAGAAGAAAGGAGAAGAACUCGCAGGGGUGGUCUGCAACGGGCGUGCAGGAAAGGUAUUUUCUCAACAUGUAGUUAUGAGUUUGCAACAUAAUAUCCCCAGAGAAGACGCAGAGCAGGAGGAAGAAGAGGAGGAAAUGGCAGCUUCUCAGGGACGGCUGAGGUUCCAGGAUGUGGUCAUAGAUUUCACUCUAGAGGAGUGGGAGUGCCUCGACCUCGGUCAGCGGGAAUUGUACAGGGACGUGAUGUUGGAGAACUACAGGAACCUGGCCUCCUUGGGUCUCGUAGUCUCUAAGCCGGACCUGGUCACCUUUCUGGAGAAAAUGAGGGAUCCUCAGGAUGUAAGGAGAAUGGAGACAACAGCGAUACACCCAGGUCUUCUUGUCUCUAAGCCAGAUCUGGUCAUCUUUCUGGAGCAAAGGAAGCAUGUGUGGGAUGUAAGGAGAAUGGAGACAACAGCCACAUACCCAGCUGUGUCAUCUCAUAACAUGCAAGAUUUGAUGCCAAAAAGUCCAGAGUUAGAAGAUUUAAUCUCCAAAGCAAAGCUAGAAAUAUAUGAAAGAGUUCACCUUGGCAACUUAUAUUUAAUGAAAGACUGCAAAUAUACAAGGGCAUGUGAAGGACAGAGAGGAUGUUUACAUGGAUAUAAAGAAAUUGAGACAGUUUCCCAUAAUGCAAACGUUAGUGCCAACAGAAAUCAAGGAUAUGAGUCAAAUUGGGAAAAACAGCCAUUUGAGACAUCAACAUCUGCAGAGACGUGUAUGUUGGUAAGAAAAAACCCUCCUUGUUGUUUGAAACACACAUGUUCUCUUGAGAAAAAUGUGGAAAAUCUGGAAAGUCAUCCAGUUUCUACUGCAAAUAAUCAUUCACACAAUUCUGAACAUAGGCUUCAUUUAAACAUACAUUCAAAAAAUGCUGAAAACCAGAAAUUUAAAAAUGAGGGGGAAAAUUCCCAAUAUAAUCAAUUUAAUGAAUCUUUUAGCAAGGGUUUAUUAUUCCUCAACCAACAGAUAUUUUCUGCCCAUUCCAAAAUCUGUAAUGUUGAUAAUACCAGGAGAGACCUUAGUGAACCAUCACUGUCCAAUACACGUGGAGGUAUACUUAGUGUGGAACGACUUUACAAGUGUAGUAAAAUGAGUAAUGCCUUACAUAAGAGCCCUACUCCCAAUAAUUACAAGAGUAUGUAUGAUGGAGUGAGAAGCUAUUCAUGCAAUGAAACUGGGUAUAACCUUGACCAAGACCCAAAUGUUAUGAAAUAUCAGGGACUUCAAUUAUCAAUGAUUCUAAAAGUAAUCAAUGUAGGAAUGUCUUUUAUCAAAGCUCAAAUCUUACUAGUUAUAAGAGCAUUCAUAUUGGAGUGAAAAA